Molecule: messenger RNA, 2012 nt
Organism: Macrosteles quadrilineatus (aster leafhopper)
Lineage: Eukaryota; Metazoa; Arthropoda; Insecta; Hemiptera; Cicadellidae
Product: allatostatin-A receptor-like
Exons: 4
Coding region: 16-1167 (383 amino acids)
Biological process (GO): neuropeptide signaling pathway
Cellular component (GO): membrane
Molecular function (GO): G protein-coupled peptide receptor activity
Source: RefSeq, a predicted model, not a curated record
UCUCCUCAUAGCCACAUGGACGACUCGCCAGGGGUAGGCGAGGCGGUCGGGUACACCCAGUGUGUCAACCAGUCCGGAAACUUCAGCGAUAUAUUCGCGUCGUUCUGCCAGCGUAAUUCCUCCGGACUGAUUCCAGAUGACAUGGAACCAGAGCUUCGAGUUAUGGAACAAAUCGUCAGCAUCGUGGUGCCGAUUUUGUUCGGCAUCAUCAUCAUCCUCGGGCUAUUCGGGAACGCGUUGGUCGUCAUCGUUGUGGCGUUCAACCAGCAGAUGCGAAGCACCACGAAUUUGUUGAUUAUAAAUCUCGCUGUGGCCGAUCUAUGUUUUAUUGUUUUCUGUGUUCCCUUCACCGCUACGGACUACAUCCUUCCCUUCUGGCCCUUCGGAGACACCUGGUGCAAGAUGGUCCAGUAUCUGAUCGUGGUGACGGCCUACGCGAGUGUGUACACCUUGGUGUUGAUGAGUUUGGACCGUUUCCUAGCUGUCGUGCACCCCAUCGCUUCCAUGUCUGUUAGGACUGAACAUAACGCUAUUUUAGCCAUCGGUGUUACAUGGAUUGUUAUUUUGGUGACGUCAAUUCCCGUGUUCCUUUCCCACGGGGAAGUCAAAUAUUACUAUUCUUCCACGGAACAUACUGCUUGUGUCUUUCUCGAGAGGGACCCAGUCAACAGGCCAGAUGGAUACAACAAACCUGCCUUUCAGGUCACCUUCUUCGCCACCUCUUACGUCAUCCCGCUGGCCCUGAUCUGCGGCCUCUACCUCUGCAUGCUGAUGCGUCUCUGGCGGGGCGUAGCCCCCGGGGGUCAUUGUUCAGCUGAGAGUCGUAGAGGCAAGAAGAGGGUGACGAGAAUGGUUGUGGUGGUGGUCGCCAUCUUCGCUAUCUGCUGGUGCCCAAUACAGGUGAUUCUGGUGUUGAAGAGCGUAGACAGGUACGAGAUAACGAACACCUCUGUGAUGAUUCAGAUCGUCAGUCACGUUCUGGCCUACAUGAACUCAUGCGUCAACCCCAUCUUGUAUGCUUUUCUAUCAGAGAACUUCCGGAAGGCGUUCCGCAAGGUUAUAUACUGUGGCCCUGACCGCUCCCACCUUCCCGGCCACAUCAAUGGCCGACCCGACCAGGAGAAGUCGGCUUUGACCAAGACUACUAGAUCCAACGAUAUAUUAUGAACCGCUGGAUCGGUCUAUGAAAACAUCGCCGUAUUCACUCCCUUGUAUAUAAGACUUGCUAAUUUUGUAUUUUAACUCCUCUGUAGUUUUAUUGACAUUACUUACAUCAUCAUAGUUGUACCUAUCCAUGCGAUAUUGGGUAUGUUUUAACAAAUUUGAUCUUUUGCUAUACCGGUGUCAAUAUGCUCAUGAUUGUUCAGUGUUUUUGGGCAAACACCUCUUUGUGUUAACCUAAAUGUUAAGUGUUAUGUUGUUAUUGUUAUCCAAUGUAUAGGCUGUAAUUUCCUAUUUGUUAGUUGUUUUCGAAUAAACAAAAAGAUUCUAAUGCAAAUCUAAUUGAUGAAAUAAAUUUUGUAAAAACGAUAAGUUUAGUUAAAAACUAUUAUUUUGUUUUAGAUAUUGUAAUAACAACUUUAGCAAUUGUGUUAAGUUGGCAAAACGUAUCAACUGUAAUAUUAAGACUAGGUAUAAUAUGAAAAUAGGAUCUAUUUUAAAUAAACGAGUAUCGUAAAACGCUUAAACCUAUCCAAAGAUAAGUUAUUUUUAUAAAAUGCCUUUACACCAUAGACUUAUUUUGUAUUUAAAAUCCAUUUUGCUUUGUUUCUCUAAACCUUUUUCGUUUCACUUGUAUACGUAUCUUCGUGACUUGUAUAUUUAGUGUCGACAAGGUGGCUGCACUGGUUCCCAGUGUUGCGGGGUUGGCAACAUUGCUCAAUGACGUCAUCAUGUUCUCGCCCUCCCGUUUCCGGUCUGAGCCCCAGUUUCCGGGAGUGCGACGCCAUGAGAUACUCUUGUAUACAUCAGUCUCUUUGUACUAGAGAAAAUAAAAUAAACAUGUACAUUUA